Parasteatoda tepidariorum (common house spider) is the source of this 1798-nucleotide messenger RNA. Its product is annotated as E3 ubiquitin-protein ligase RNF14 pseudogene. Lineage: Eukaryota; Metazoa; Arthropoda; Arachnida; Araneae; Theridiidae. The record is from RefSeq and is a predicted model, not a curated record.
AGCGUACAUCCUUCGAAUAUCAAAACAAUCAAUCUAUCAAUAUCUUAUGUAAACAAAACACCCACUAAAAAUCCAACUAAAGAAUUGAAAAUCAAUGGAUAAUUUAAGUCUACAAAAAGAGGAGCUUUCUUCUGUUGAAAGUAUCUUUAAUGUUUAUGAAAAAAAUUUAACUUUCGAAGAUAAAAUACCAAUUUGUGGCCAUUUUAAAGCUAAUGUUUGGUUACCCACCCCUUUCUAUGUUACAUAUGAUACUGAAAAUAUUCCAGCCUCCGAAAUCGGUGCUGCGAUUUCAGAUACAAAUAAUUCCAGAGCUGAAACAUUUAAAGUGGAAAAUCUGCCACCUAUUAAUUUGUUCUUCGAAUUUCCUGAUUCCUAUCCUUCAGAGACAUGCCCAGCAUUUUUGCUGUCCUGUAAUUGGUUAUCUCUUCCUCAAAUAUCUAAACUGUGUAAACAUCUAGAAUCGUUAUGGGACAAAGAUAUGCCGGUGUUGUAUUCAUGGUGUCAAUUUCUUGAAAGUGAAGUGACUGAAUUUUUUAAAUUUGAUCACUGUCUUGAUGUCUCAGAAAUACUGUCUCAUAAAGGUGGCUGUAACUUUCAGAAUUCUAAAAAUUCUGUAACUGAAUGUAAAGAAUCAAACAAUACCAUGUCUAAGGAUUCUUUUAUGGCCUUUAAACCAUCCAUUUCUGGGGGUGAUGGCUUAAUUGAUGUAAGAGCUAUUAAUGAUAUGGCAGAUGGUAGGUCUUUGAUCAAUUCAUUAAAAGCAUAUGAUAACUAUAAAAUUGCUGAUAUUUUCAAAAAGAAAUUCCAUGAAUGUGAUAUUUGCAUGACUACGAAGUUAGGGGCAGAUUUUGCAACAUUUAAACUGUGUAAACAUUCUUUUUGCAAAGAGUGUCUAAAAGAGUUCUUCGAAGUUCAUAUUCGUGAAGGAAAUGUGAAUUGCUUGAACUGUCCAAGAGAGAAAUGUAAUUCUCAAGCUGAUGGGACUAUGGUUCAACAAAUUGUUGACAAAGAUUUAUUUGAAAGGUAUGAUGAUAUAUUAUUGUCCCGAACUUUGGAAACUAUGGCAGAUAUUGGUUAUUGUCCUCGCAUAUCCUGUCAAUCUGCUGUACUUAUUGAUAUGAAUGACCGAAUUGGAAGAUGUCCUCAAUGUAUUUUUGCAUUUUGCCCCAAUUGCAAAAUGGCUUAUCAUGGUGUUGAACCUUGCAUUUUAAGAUCAGAACAAAGGAAAGCAAUAUAUGAGCAAUACAUCAGCGGUGAUUCAGAAAUGAAGGAACAACUGGAAAAAAGGCAUGGAAAAAGAGCUAUUCAAGCUUUAGUUAAAGCUUUUGAUGAAGAUUCAUUAUCAGAAGCUUGGAAGAUUGCUAACAGUAAAAGUUGUCCUUUUUGUAAAGCCAGCAUUGAGAAAAGUGAUGGAUGUAAUAAAAUGACGUGUUUCAAAUGUGCUACCUUUUUCUGUUGGAAGUGUAUGAAAAUAUUAGAACCAGGCAAUCCUUACUUCCAUUUUAAUGCUUUAAAUGCUAGGUGCAAUCUUUAUCCAGAGGAUGAGUUAUAUAAUCAAUUUGAAUUAGAACCUGGAGAAUUUUAAAAUUUUUUUAAAAAGUUGUUCUAUAUUUCAUAUUACAAACUACCUACUGAUUAGCUUGUAAUCUAAUUUUAAUAUGUAUUAUAGGGGUGAACAACCUGCUGGAAAAGGUUAUAAUUUUAAUAAGCUUUAACCUUUAAUAAGCCUUUUUAAUAAACUUAAAAAAAAAACAAGUAAAAUAUUUAAAGGUACAGGAUAAAGAUGUCAAGUUUUUAU